AUGGAAGGCUCCUUCUUUCCUAUUUUACACUCACGAGGAGGCUACUAUCGGGCUCAGAGGCUCUUAUCCCGGCAACACCGCCCUUUGAUCCAGCAGCAGAGGAAGCUUAUGCAAGAAGAUAGAGCGUUUCACGUGCCAUGCGCCACUGUGCUGUGCGUCAUGCUUGCCGUUACCACUGCUGCUGCAGAGCCAGCCCACGGAUACAGUGCAGCAGUGGGAUCACAGGACCACACACCCGCCCCUUCCCCCUCCCCCUCCCCCGCCCCCGCCCCCGCCCCCGCCCCCGCCCCUCUCGGCCAAUCACUUCUCACCAGCUCAGCGAAAUGCCCCGGGAUAAUCAUAGACUAUCGCAUUCUCUCUCUCACGCCCAUCCCCUUUGCCGGAGCGCCUGCGUUCCGCUUCACCUCCAAGGUUACCCUCUCUAAUGUGGGGCCCAGGCCGCUCAGGAAAUGGGCGCUGUCGUUUGGGUAUGUGAAUCAGGAGGCGAUUGGAGAGGUGGACGGGGCGGUUGUUCCUGCGGGCGUGCAGCUGCCAGUAGCAGGCAACGGUCUCGAGCUCUCCAGUCCACCAGGGGCCGCAUUCCUGCUCACAGCCGUCCAAUCAGGUGGCCAGAAGCGGCGCUUCCAGCACGUGAUACAGCUGGCAGGCACAGAGGUCGCUGCCACGUCAGCAGCUGCUGCACUCCCCAGGACCAUCUCCCUUGAUGCCACUGGGUUUACCUGUAGCGACACACCCAUGCUCUCAGGUCGCAAUGACACGCUCCGUGUGUGCUGCCCCUCUACCGGCCCUUCUCAGGAGACGCAAGUGGCACCACUGCCGCUACCAACGCUACCCAUAUCCAGCCAGGGGCUGCAGAUCCAGUGGGACGUGCUGAGCGCCAAUGCGUCUCAGUACACGGUGGCGGUGCGAGUGAGCAACACGCAGCGCUACACGGCAGUCAGCAGCAACCCCGGGUGGUCCUUGCAGUGGGCGUGGCAGAUGGGCGAAAUGAUCCUGGAGUGCGAUGGGUGCCAAACACUAAGGCAAGGAGACUGCACCUCAUGCCCGGCGUGCAUUGACAACCCAUCCAUCACCAACCCCUACUCCUGCGAUCCUAUCCCAACCAUUGUGGAUGGCUCCCCCCUGAACGGAUCUCUGUCCGCAGCAGCGUAUGACAACUCCUCCUCCACAACUUUCACCAUGCUUCUGGCCAAGGCGCAGCAGUACUGGGACCCCUCGCUGCUCACCUUCCCUGCCAACUUCACAGCGCAAGUGUCGAACCAGUCACAGGGAUUCGCUUGUGACCCCCCUGCUGCGCUCUCCCCUGCGGCGCUUGAGACUGUGGUGGGCGGCAGACAAACCAUGAACGCCAAAGCCUCUUACGUGGUGACAUGUGGCACAGUGGCGGGAAACGGGCCUCUUCCAACCUGCUCCGUGUCAGCAUCUGCCUUCUUCAACACCUCGCUCGCCCCCAGCCCCUCCUGCGCCUGCGGCUGCUCUUCCUCCAACACCAGCCAGGGCGGCGGCCAAUGCGACGCCGCCACGUCUGCGAGUGCGGACCCCGCUGCAACCGUGCUAUUGGGCGAGGACCUGGCAGGGCUGGUGGUGCCGGGGCAGAGCGAGGGGAGCUGUGGCACUGGCUGUGGUAUUCAGGCACACGUGACUGUAUCAGAUGCGGACGAAACAGGCUGGACCAUGCGCGUGGCGCUCUGGAACAGUGCACCGCCCACGAUCAAGAACUGGACGGCAGUCUUGGCGUUUCCCCAGGGCUUUGCAGAAAACCUCCAGGAAGCUUCCUCAGUGGUGGCUCAAUUCGACUCCCCACCAUACGGUGACAACCUAAUGAUAUCAGGAGAGCCCAGUGUGAACCAGUGGCUGCUAGGAGACGGAGGCAACGUGCAGUGGACUCUCCGCUUCAACCGAACACCCAACACAGCCGGGUUCAACGCCACGGGCGGGGACACUGUUGCCAUCAGCUCUUCUGUCUUCCCAUUGGCUGUGCUUGUGGGCGGCCAACAGUGCCAGAUGCCGGCCUUUUUGCCUACCGCUAAGGCUGCAGGGACAGGCGGGAGCAGGGGUGGGGCUGUAUGGUGGAGCGUGGCAGUGGCAGUGGCUGUGUGGGCACUGCUGUGCUGA
Messenger RNA from Closterium sp. Naga37s-1, 2115 nucleotides. NCBI's taxonomy places the organism in Eukaryota, Viridiplantae, Streptophyta, Zygnematophyceae, Desmidiales, Closteriaceae. The record is from the annotation of a GenBank genome assembly.